GAGUAAUGAAGUGUAAAUCUCUUGUUAACCUGUGCAAUCAGUCAAGUCCUGUGCAACCUGUCAAUCGACGUUAUAUUUUAUUCUUUUAGAAUUUAGAAAAGGCUCUUUGAAGCUUGCCUGGAGCUCCUCAUAGUUCAACGCAGUGUCAUUUUCAGAUUGUAGUCUACGAUUGUGAUGAACAGUGGGUGAAGUAGAGUGUAAGAGAAAUAUUGCUCCGAGUUCCGAACGGAGGUUAAGUGUGCACAGCUGAUGUGUUUAUUUGGAGCGAGUUGGAAUUGACGGAUUCAGCGCGACGAGAGGAUGUCGUACAAAGUCGGCCAGCGCGUCGAAGUGCCUGUAAAAGAAUGCCAAGGUGUGAUAGCCUACGUCGGCUUCCCGUCCUUCGCGUCGGGCAAGUGGAUCGGGGUGAUACUCGACGAGCCGAAGGGCAAGAACAACGGUACCGUCAAGGGCAAGAUGUAUUUCAAUUGCGCGGAAAAUUGUGGAAUGUUCGCUCGGCAAGGGCAACUUAUCUUGUUGGAUGAAGCUGGUAAUAGAACAGAACCUGUCAGUCCGUCAUCAGCAGGUAGCAGUGCCACAACACCUGAUGACAGUGGCCCUGCCAGGGCCAGGAGUCGUCUAAAUAGCAUUAGUACACGUCGAAGGAAUGAGCCUACAGCUGUACGGAGAAAAACAUCUCCUGCGAAUAUUAUUCGUCAGCAAACUGACAAACUUUCUGGUUCUCGAUUAUCUUUGACCGGAAGUAGAACGUUAUUAAGUGCCCCAAGCACAGAAAGCCUGUCCGGAUCACAGCAUGAACGUAGAGACGGCGGCGAGUCGUUAAUUCCAGCACCAACUUCCACUAAACGUGCUUCAUUUAUCGAGACAGGUUUUGUAGAAACACUGAAGCCGCAGUUCGUACCCGGUCAAGUGAUGGCAGGUUCGGCGGCGACUGCGAACCUGGUGGAAGAGAAAUUGUCGCACUUGCAACUUACACAAGAGAAUGAUAACUUGAAAUCUCAGGUGCACGAUCUUACUGAGAAAGUAGAAACGCUGCGUGUGAAACGAAUGCAAGACAAGGAACGGAUGAAAGACUUCGAGAAGACGAAACUUCAAAUAGAGCAACUUCUCGAAUUCAAAGCUAAAGUCAUGGAAAGCCAAGCGAGUCUUCAGAGAGAUCUUCAACGAGCUCGACAAGAAGCCCGAGAAGCUCACGUAGCGAGAGAACAAUUCCAGGAAGAAAUGGCCGAUCUUGCUGAGACUGUGGAAAUGGCUACGUUGGAUAAAGAGAUGGCGGAAGAAAAGGCCGAGACGCUUCAGAUAGAGCUGGAGCAACUUAAGGAUAAAUUGGAAGAGCAAACGUUGGACUUGGAGAUAUUACGUACAGAAAUGUCUGAGAGGGCGGCCGGCGGUGGAUCGGUAACGGGAGCUUCGAGUUAUGAGAUCAAGCAGCUGGAACAGCAGAACAGUAGGCUGCGUGAAACGCUCGUGAGGAUGCGCGAUUUAUCAGCGCACGAAAAGCACGAGUUCCAGAAAUUGCAGAAGGACAUGGAUCAGAAGAAAUCCGAGAUCUUGGAAUUGGGUCGAACGAAAGAGAAGCUGUCGGCGCGCGUCGAGGAAAUGGAGCAUCAAAUCGCGGAUCUACAAGAACAGGUCGAUGCAGCGUUGGGAGCUGAAGAAAUGGUCGAAAUGCUGGGCGAGAAAAAAAUGGCACUUGAGGAAAAGGUGGCCGAAUUGGAAGAAGCUGUCGCGGACUUGGAAGCUCUGCAGGACAUGUCCGACCAACUAGCCGAAUCAUCGAAAGAGCUUGAGCUUGAGCUGCGUGAGGAAUUGGAUCUCGCUCUCGGUACGGCGCGCGAUGCUCAACGACAUCGGGACGCCGCGCUGGAGACGCUCGCAGAUCGCGAACUUACCAUCGCGAAAUUCCGCGAGCUCACACAUCAACUACAGGAACAGUGCUUGCAGUUGCAGCAACGCGUGCAGUCGACGGAAUCUACCAAGACUAACGUUCGAGGCGCGGAUCAACAACUGGCGGAGAUACUGGACUUCCAGAAGACGUUUGCCGAGACUCGAGCGCAAACUAAGGCGGUGGAUCUCGAAUUACGUCGGUUGGACGCGGAGGAAGCGCGAAACCACGUGUGUCACUUGCUGUCCUUCAUGCCGCCUGCGUUUUUGGCUCGCGGCGGAGACCACGACGCGAUACUGAUGCUUCUGUUGAUACCGAGAAUGACGCAGAAAACAGAGAUAUUGAUCUCGCAAGUGCGAGAGAAGUACAGAUCGAUCGAGAAGAUAGACCGGGUUUCGGUAAUAAGAGGUCACUCGGUGGCGCAGUACUCGUUCAGGUCACGCCUGUGUUCACACAUGUACGCCUUGCAGACAGCAUUGAGUUGCUUCGAGUCAAUUUUGAACUCGUGCAGCCCGGAACUGUUGCUUAAAGCAGGCAAUGCUUACCCGGAGAUGGCAGCGCAAGAAAAAUCCUUGGACUCGUUAAUCGAGUUGGCCAAGAGAGAUCAGCUGGACGAGAACCUGCCGAUGGAAGCAAUUGAGAAGUGCUGUACAUAUUUCGCCACGAUGUUCUCCGUGCUUUUCGGCGAGAGCACAGCUGUCAAUCAGGCACGCCUGAUCGUCAACGGGACGAGAACUUUAGGCAGCAUAUGCGAUGCUAUUUCCACCGAAGCUGCAGCAAUCAAAACGCUGAUACAAGGAGAAAGUGGUGAUAUAGGCCUGCUUUGUCAACAUGUGGAAACGACAUGUGAGGUAAUCCAGCAGCAUCUGAAAUCAGCUAGAAGGCGAGUACCGCGCGAUCACGCUGGUCCGGCGUUUUCUGUAGGCGCCAACUUGGGACUGGAUAAAGAUUGUAACGAGCAAUUUUCAACGUCGUACCAGCACGCCGUGAAAAUCAUGAAGACGCUUCAAAAUUUAUUGAAAAGCGCUCUGCACGCCAUCACUGAGAACGGUGACCUGGACACCGGAGUGGCAGCUGACAAAUUGAAGGAAAUGGCCGCGACGUCCAGUGAGAAAGUAUAUGACACCGAAGAUUUAGGACCCGUAGCCACCAUUAAAGCUAGCUUAACGGUAAUACAACAAUUGGCCGCGAAUCUAGCGCAGAAGAUGGCCGAGUGCGAGAAUGAAUUGGCUAUAAGCGGACAGACGCAAAACCAACAACAAUCUCUGGAGGGCGAGCAGAUGACGCCAAUCUUAAUUAGAGCAAAUGCGGCAAGAAAGGAGUCGGAAGAAACUAAGAUACUCAGCAGAAAACUCGAGGCACGGGAUAGCGAUAUUCGCGAGGCGAGAUUGGCUUUGCGAGAGAAGCAAGAGGAAUUGUCUGAGAUGUCGCUGCGGAAGGAACUAGCCGAAAAGCGUUUUGUCACGCAACAGCACGAGCACGAAAUGAACGUCGAACAGCUAAAAAGAAAAUUGGAAGAGGCGCAAAAUCAAUUGAAACGCAAGGAAAAAGAAUUCGAAGAGACAAUGGACCAUCUUCAGACCGAUAUCGACAGCCUAGAGUCAGAGAAAGGACAGUUGAAGGAAAAGCUAAAGUCAAUUGGCAAGAAAACGUUGUCGACGUCUGGUGCAGACAAUAUCGCGGGCAAUACUUCGAUGACAAGCACUAUGGACAACAAAUAUUACGUGCAGGAAAUCAGCGCUCUCAGAGAGGCCUUGAACAACGAGCAUCUGCAGAAGAAGAAGUUAAUGUGCGACGCUUUACGCCAGAAACUAGAUAAUUUGGAACCGUUGUCGUCGCCGGCGAAUCUCAAGUCUCUGAAUCCGACGAUUCAGGAUUUGCGGAAGAAGACCACCGAUCUCGUUAAGGAUACUCAAAAGUCUUUAGUAUAUCCGACAGUGCCUGACUUGAGGCGCAAAAUGGGUGGAACAUCUUAUCGUUACUUAUUAGAGCGGCGGAAAAAUAUUAUGCAACUGAAAGAACGAGCCGACGAGUUGAAGGCUCAAAUGUGUCGCGAAGUCAUUAAACACACGCCUGGUGGAAGAGCGGAAGCGAAUUUCGCUGUGUACCCGAAUCGCGAGAUGGCGGCGGCUAUGAACGAACGCAAGUUGCUCGCCGCCGAGAUCAAGAUCCCUUAUAACGGUCCCGAACAAUCGUUUUCUGUUAAUGUAACCACGCAAGAACUUAGGAAAAUUCAUACUUUGCUAUACUAUUAAAGAACGAGGAAAUCCGCGUAUUGCUUGAUAUUGAUUUUUUAUGACAACAUAUGCGAAGUAAACGUCAAAGUAUAUUGUACACAAAAAAACUAACUUUUUCUAAUAGUUCCUUCAUUGAUAGCAAUAUUCUGCAGUGUUGCUGUAUUCAGUCAUGCUUUAUUAGAGAAAGAAAAGAAACGAAUCAAGCGAGUUAUACACUUAUAUAAUGUUACGGAUAUUUUUCGAAGUUAGUUCUAAGCUUUUAUAUGAAGAAUUCGUUCAUUGUGUCCUGGUUUCGACGAGUGAGGUACAGGGCAUGUUUAGUAAUUUGUAAUUUGCACUCGUGCAAUAUUUAUUUAUUUCCGACGGAGCUACAGCGCGAUGACCGGUGCAUCGCGGCUGGCAGGCUCUCCAGCGUUCUCUUGUUACGUUAUAUAAACGCAAUUGUCCAUGUAGUAUUAACAAUUCAGAAGAGAAAUCGUGUGCCUCUGCGGCUUUUCUGUAUUAUAUAUGUCCUUAAGAAUUGUCAAAUAUACGAUCUAAAAAUAUUUA
Molecule: messenger RNA, 4671 nt
Organism: Odontomachus brunneus
Lineage: Eukaryota; Metazoa; Arthropoda; Insecta; Hymenoptera; Formicidae
Gene: DCTN1-p150
Product: dynactin subunit 1
Exons: 19
Coding region: 301-4140 (1279 amino acids)
Biological process (GO): establishment of mitotic spindle orientation; nuclear migration
Cellular component (GO): microtubule associated complex; kinetochore; spindle pole
Source: RefSeq, a predicted model, not a curated record